ACUUGUUCCUGAUGGGCAGGGCACUGUUGCCAUUUUGGAUGAGUUUCUGCAAGUAAGUUUGUGUUUUUCGUUUUUAAAACGCGUUAGCUUCUUCGUGUGUGGCUUGUAUUGGUCGACUACGCAAUAUAUGGGUUCAGAUCUACCCAGAUACUCCAGUUGCCCGCAAGUCCUUGGCACGUCUCGUUCCUUCACUUCACCUCGUCCUCCCGCACGCACAUCUCCUGCCUUGAGUCCCAGAGCGAAUGGUGACAACGAUGAACUAUCGACACGCACACAGCUCGUCGGACAUCGUCUCGCCUUCAACGACAACGUUUCCGUACACGUCGCAUAUCCCACAUGACAGGGAUCACGCUUGGCGCUCGCGAAAUGAUCCGGGAGACGAAUCUGAACAGGAACGCGGGUCGAGAGGCAUUAGUUGUUGAGAAGGUCUUAGGAGACCGUAGAAGAUUGUACAAGUACUUGAACAGGCAUCUGUGGGUCGUGUUGACCGAAGCAAAGGGAUCGUGCGGGUUAUAUGUGCUGGAUAGCGUCAAAGGGAUGAUUUUGUACCAGGCGGGGCUGGUGUGGAUGAAGGUUAUGGGAUGGGUGGUGGGGUACGAAGGGUUGGAGGAUCGUUUCAGUGGAAAUGGGGACGUUGCGUGGAGAGGACGGAAUUUGGAAUUUGUGGAGUUGACGAGCCGACAAGGCAUAGAGGUGGCUGUUUCGCUCAUUUCGAAUCCUAUCCUACCUCAUCUGACUGAGGCAUUCUUCAAGGGCAAGGGUAACAACGGAGAAUCCUACCAGUGGUUGUUUAUUCUUGAGUUACUAUCACAGUAUGGCAUUCCAAUACCUUUCGUAGAGCUACUAGAUCGUCCGUUGAAAGUGAUCAUUAAGUGGAGUGAAAACCGUACAGUGCAUGUCCUCGUCCUCGUCCGUCUGACUAAGCACUACGUGGCUGUCUCCCCAUCUCCUGUCCCCAGGCCUCCCUACUUACAACGUGUCCGUUUGCCGGCUUUACCAAAGCUCCCUGCGAAAUACGACUCAGCGCGUGUCAAGAACGAAACCGGGAAAAUCUGCCGGAAGUUAGCGGGGAUGUUGACAGACGCAACGGUAGACCUGUUGGCCAUGGAGAGAGUUAUGACGUGGAGUGUAUUCCGCCUUGGACUUGGCGAGACCGGUCGCAUGGACGGCAUCUGGCGUCGUAUGAAUGCAGGAGUACACCACAAAGGACAUAUCCUGGUGUCUACGCGCCGCUGUGCAAAAGGAAAUUGGGAAAACCCAUUGUCCACAGAAUUCCAUACCUACACAACCUCGCCAGACUGGCUGUCUAGGCAGCUGACUGUGUCGUUAUCGCGCAAGCGGGGUUGUGGAGGCGAUGUUCAGGAAGAAGGUGGUCCGUAA
Messenger RNA from Pisolithus orientalis, 1380 nucleotides. RefSeq lists its product as uncharacterized. NCBI's taxonomy places the organism in Eukaryota, Fungi, Basidiomycota, Agaricomycetes, Boletales, Pisolithaceae. The coding region runs from base 337 to 1380 and encodes 347 amino acids. The record is from RefSeq and is a predicted model, not a curated record. The transcript has 10 exons.